This is a messenger RNA of Dipodomys ordii (Ord's kangaroo rat), 678 nucleotides long. RefSeq names its product nephrocystin-3-like. Bases 1 to 678 code for a protein of 225 amino acids. Lineage: Eukaryota; Metazoa; Chordata; Mammalia; Rodentia; Heteromyidae. The record is from RefSeq and is a predicted model, not a curated record. The transcript has 5 exons.
AUGCACUGUAACCCAAGAAAGGCCCAUUUCCCACGCAGCUUUUUAUGGGAAGACUGUGAAGAGGCUUUUCUGAAAAACACAGAAGGGAAACCACGAUUGAUUUAUCAUCUCUUGGAAGAUGGGAAAGCCACUUCUGACUCUGUCCAGCAGUUGAUCGAGCAGGUUUCUAACUUAAACACCACCAGCAAAGCCAAGAUCAUUGGCCACUCAGGAGACCCCGCAGAGGGACUAUACAAAGCAUACAUCUGCGUGGAGAAGAUUGUCAAGCAGGACAUACUGGGCUUUGAAAACACAGACUUGGAAACCACCGAGCUGGGCAGUGAAGAUUCCAUGGCGGACGAAGAUGACCUGGGGGAUGUGCUCUGGGACAUUCACGACGAACAGGAGCAGAUGGAAAUGUUUCAGCAGGCCUCUAGCUCAGCCCAGGAGCUGGGAUUCGAGAAAUAUUACCAACGCCUGAAUGAUCUGGUAGCGGCCCCAGCCCCGAUUCCACCGCUGCUGGUGUCCGGAGGACCCGGUUCUGGCAAGUCCCUUCUUUUAUCCAAGUGGAUUCAGCUGCAGCAGAGCACCGCCCCCGGCACCCUGAUCCUCUCCCACUUUGUGGGCAGACCCAAGUCCAGCAGCGCGGAGGCCGCCUCCAUCAUCAAGAGGCUGAUGCUCAAGGUAGAGGGGGGCUAG